This is a messenger RNA of Spinacia oleracea (spinach), 2417 nucleotides long. Its product is annotated as vacuolar protein sorting-associated protein 45 homolog. The record is from RefSeq and is a predicted model, not a curated record. NCBI's taxonomy places the organism in Eukaryota, Viridiplantae, Streptophyta, Magnoliopsida, Caryophyllales, Amaranthaceae. The transcript has 13 exons. Gene Ontology annotation, biological process: vesicle-mediated transport. The coding region runs from base 226 to 1926 and encodes 566 amino acids.
CCGAGUAUACAUCCCACUUUUACAAUUAUACCCUUCCUUACAAGUUACAACAUCGAAGAAAGAAAAGGAAAACACGAGAUCAUCGUCGACUUCCAUUGUUGGAAGCUUGCAAUUGCCACUGAAACUUUACCAAUUUCCUGGGAAGCAAUUCCACCAUUUUCCCUCAAUCAAAUCAAGAAAAAUUGAUCUGAAUAGCAGAUCUGUCGCUAAACAAGGAAGGCGAAGAUGGUGUUAGUAACUGCAGUUCGAGAUUACAUCAAUCGGAUGCUUCUAGAUAUCUCCGGCAUGAAAGUUCUUAUUCUCGAUUCUUCCACGGUUAGUAUUGUCAGUGUUGUCUAUAGUCAGUCUGAUUUACUGAAGAAGGAAGUGUUUUUGGUAGAAUUGGUGGACUCCAUCUCCAAGUCAAAGGAAUCCAUGUCCCAUCUUAAAGCUGUGUACUUCCUUAGACCCACAUCGGAAAACAUCCAGCACUUGAAACGUCAGCUUGCUAGCCCUAGAUUUGGAGAGAUUCACCUUUUUUUUUCGAACAUACUGAACGAUACUCAGAUUCACAUUUUAGCAGAUUCAGAUGAACAUGAAUCUGUGCUGCAAGUUCAGGAAAUUUAUGCAGACUUUAUUGCUGGUGAUCCUUGUCAUUUUAGUCUUAACAUUUCUUCAAAUCACCUCUAUAUGCUACCAGUGGCUAUGGAUCCUUCAAAUUUGCAACACUAUUGUGAUCGAAUUGUUGAUGGCAUAUCAGCAGUUUUCUUGGCACUAAAACGCCGACCUGUUAUCAGAUACCAGAGGACAUCUGAUAUUGCAAAAAGAAUAGCACAGGAUACCGUGAAAUUGAUGUAUCAGCAAGAGAGUGGUCUCUUUGAUUUCCGGAGAUCAGAAACGUUGUUGCUUGUAUUGGAUAGAAGGGAGGAUGCAGUUACUCCGUUGCUAAAUCAAUGGACUUAUCAGGCGAUGGUUCAUGAAUUGAUAAACAUCCAAGAUAACAAGGUUGAUUUGAGAACUUUUGGAAAGGUUCCAAAAGACCAGCAGGAGGUUGUGCUGUCUUCAGAGCAAGAUUUAUUCUUCAAAGCUAAUAUGUAUGAGAACUUUGGAGACAUUGGAAUGAAUAUCAAGCGAAUGGUAGAUGAAUUCCAGCAAAUUGCAAAGAGUAACCAGAAGAUUCAGACAAUUGAGGACAUGGCCAAAUUUGUUGAUAAUUAUCCCGAGUACAGAAGAAUGCAGGGGAAUGUUUCAAAGCAUGUCACACUGGUGACUGAAAUGAGUAAGAUAGUUGAGGAGAGAAAGCUUAUGGUAGUGUCUCAAACAGAACAAGAGUUGGCUUGCAAUGGUGGACAAGGGGCAGCAUUUGAGGCUGUGACAAAUCUUCUCAACAAUGAAAAUGUCUCUGAUAUUGAUCGUUUACGGUUGGUAAUGUUGUAUGCUUUACGCUAUGAGAAGGAAAGCCCUGUCCAGCUGAUGCAACUUUUCAACAAGCUUGCUUCCAAAUCUGCAAAGUACAAGCCUGGGCUGGUACAGUUUCUUUUGAAGCAAGCAGGUGUUGAUAAGCGUACUGGGGACCUGUUUGGGAAUCGGGAUCUAAUGAAUAUUGCUCGUAAUAUGGCCCGUGGACUGAAGGGUGUUGAGAAUGUAUAUACCCAACAUCAACCGCUUCUGUUUCAGACAAUGGAAAGCAUUUCUAAGGGGCGUUUGAGGGAUAUUGACUAUCCGUUCGUUGGAAAUCACUUCCAGCCGGGAAGACCACAAGAUGUCGUCAUUUUUAUUGUCGGAGGGACUACUUAUGAGGAAUCACGCUCUGUUUCCCUGUUUAAUUCCACCAAUUCUGGGAUUCGUUUUAUACUCGGAGGCACAACAGUUCUCAACUCUAAAAGGUUCUUGAAGGACCUUGAAGAAGCCCAGAGAAUGAUCCGGUCCAGCAGUACCGUAGUUUGAAACUUAAAUCAUUCACUUCAGACCAGUACUAAUUCAAUACAGCAUGUAGCCAUGUCGGGUAAAGAACACUUGUCCAAUUUUUGAUGGAAGCUGAGCUCGGCAUAAUCCAUUUCUUCGGCCACAUUGCUAUACUUUCCGGUCUCUUGGUGGCUGUAUGAGCAUGAGCCCGUCAAUUAUUGUGCAGGGUUAUAAACUGUUGGACUAUCAAAUCUCGAUGAGGUUAGCCAACACUAAGUCUCUUUGGCGGACAAUGACAAUGUAGAGGAUGUUUGUUGAUUGGAAUUUGUAUUCUUCUUUGUCUGAAAGGUAAGUUGUAUCUAUGAAGGGGAAGAGAGGCCAAUGUAGAAAUUAGACAGGCUGUUUUUUUUUGUGUAUGUUUCUUUUUUCUCCUGGGCUUGUACAUUUAUGUAUGAGAGAAGAUAAUUGGAAACAGGAAUCGUAUUGCCAUUUGUAGAGUUUAUUUAUGAAUUCAGGUUUCGAAGUUCCCUUAU